Molecule: messenger RNA, 1017 nt
Organism: Suricata suricatta (meerkat)
Lineage: Eukaryota; Metazoa; Chordata; Mammalia; Carnivora; Herpestidae
Product: ubiquinol-cytochrome-c reductase complex assembly factor 3
Exons: 2
Coding region: 90-359 (89 amino acids)
Biological process (GO): mitochondrial electron transport, ubiquinol to cytochrome c; mitochondrial respiratory chain complex III assembly
Cellular component (GO): mitochondrial inner membrane
Source: RefSeq, a predicted model, not a curated record
AGCCUGCGCGGGGGCCGGCGAGAUGCCGCGGGGAGCUUUCCCGGCUGCGGGUGGCUCCUGGGAGCUCCUCGCCGGUCGCGCGCUCGGCCAUGGAGACUUUGCGCAAAUCGCUGAUCAUGGGUGCCCUUCUGGGCGCCGGGGCUGGCGUGGGCUCCGCGCUCUUCGUCCUCGUGACCCCGGGAGAGCAGCGGAGGCAGGAGAUGCUGAAGGAGAUGCCCGGGCAAGACCCGCGGCGCAGGGAGGAGGCGGCCAGGACCAAAGAGUUAGUGCUGGCCACUCUGCAGGAGGCAGCGGCCACGCAAGAGAACGUGGCCUGGAGGAAGAACUGGAUGGUCGGCGGCGGCGGCAAGUCAGCGUGAGCUUAGCCUUCCGACAUGGGCGCGGGGACCUUGCUCCCGCGCAAGCGUCCGAGGCGGCUUUUCUCCUCCGUGCACCCAGCGGGGAGUCCCGAUCGAGAAUGCCGCCCCUGGGCCUCCCGGAGGCCCUGGGAGCUGCUGCCGGGUGAGCACAUCCCUCCUCAAAAGCUGCACUGAACUGCGCUUUAACGUCCUACGUCGCGGGCAGGGGCGUCGGAUAUGGCGACUCAAGGAACCAAUAAAUCAUGUUCCUUCCUCUGUCCCAUCAGUGAGCCCUGCCGUCCGGCGCCUAUAAAUAUCUAGAGUGUUCUGGGGGUCCGUGCUGGGGACGCGGAUGACUGUGGCUCCCACCUGCCCCGGAGCGACCACAUUUUCAAAAUACAAGUCAAGUCUUGUGGUCUGUUCAAGCGUACUUUCGAUGAGAACCAAGUGACAUUCUUGAAAUCAGAACUGUCAUGGAAAAUCCUGUAGCAAUAGGUGCCCAUGGAGGACACUCUGGGUCUCCUGUCCUGUGAGGUUGGAGAGGGACUCCUAGCAUUCCGCGUGUGCUUUGAUGCUUUCUGGGGCCAUUGAACCUUUCGAGGCUAGCCAGUUUGCUAGGAGUGAAAGGAGCAUGCGUUCAGUCAGACUGAUCUUCAUUAAAGUCCUGCGUGUUACAAAA